CCGGCCUGCGGGCUCUGGGGAGGAAGCGCCGCUCGGGCCCGAGUCCCGGUCGUCCUACGAGCCGAGGACCGCGAGCAUUCGGGCCGAGCCGCGCGCCGGGCCCGGAGCUGCCCCCGGAGAGCGGCCCGGGCGCCUGCUGCUCGGUCGGGCCGGCCUCCCGCGCGGGGCGGGUGUGGGAGCCCCCCCAGGCGGAUAGCGGCCCCAGGUCCUGGCGGUGCGGCCGCGGGUGGUCAGGGCCGCCGCGGGCGGAGGCGCCCCGGCGAGCGAGCCGCCGGCCACGGGGCCUGGCCGAGCACGCGAGCGGACGGGGCUCGCCAGGGGGAAGCGACUGCGCUGGGAACCCAGGAGGUGCGGGGAGGGGCGGCGAGCGGAGCGGCGGUGGGAGCCCGGCGGUGGGUGACCCGUGUGCCAGGCGGGACCGUCCUCUGCGUGCGGUGCGGGCCCUCCGCGGAGGGAGGACCACUCCACGGACAGGUGCAGGGGUGGCUCCGGGACUCCACUUGCAGAGCUCCGGAGGGGAUGCGCCUGGUCUCUGCUUGGAAUGGGUUUAUCUUGUUUUCUCUUUUGUUUUCUUUGUGGCUGAGGCUGAAGCAGGGACACCGGCAGAGAACUCACCCCGUUUAGCCCCUUGCCAGGCCCCAUGGGCCCUGGGGCUGGCAGUGGACUGGCAAGGCUCCCCCUCAAGGAACUUGCGUUCUAGUAGGAGGCAAUAGAGGAAUAAAGUGGAAGGCAGGCAGAAGUGAUGCUCACACAGAAGAAAGCAGGGCGGUGUGACCUGAGGGACAGGAGCCCGUUGGACAGUCACAGAGGGCCUCUCUGAGGAGGCAGCCUUGGAACAGCAGAGGGAAGAGGACCGCAGCCAGCCCAGCCGCGAGGGCUGCCCAUCGGGAACAAGUCUGACGUGUUUGAGGAAGGCCCGCUCGCUGGCUGGCUCUCUUCCUGACUCCCUCCCUCUCCCUAAGGCCUCUCUCAGGGCCAGGCUGGUGCUGAUGCUAACAGGGCUGGCCCUGGAGGAGGCCUGAGGUGCUUCACAGAUUGGAGUGGGGUGGGCCGAGAUGGCCUGCGGGUCACGCCAUAUGUAGACAGAAGUUUAACUCCAAAGAUCACGUUAUUGAUGUUAUCGGUGGCAAGUUCAGCGUGUUAACGUGUUUGUCAGGUGAUUUGAAAUUGGCUAACGUGUUUGGGGAAGAUUUUCCACACGUUCAGUUGAAGGAAUGAGAUUUAGAAGCCGUCAUUUCUACUUAGUGCACAUAGUUUAAAGGAACAGCCAGGUUUUUCUAUUUAAUGUUAACCUUAACACUUCAGGUCAAAUAAAAGCGUUUUAAUGGUAGGCACUUUGGUUGUAAAAGAGUACAAUAAGGGAAAGUUUGUACGGAGCCGUAAGAGAAAAGCUGUCACGGAUGCAGCUUCCUGCUGGCCUGGCUUUGGCCUAAAUAGGGUGGCCAGCCUAGGCAACAAGUCCUAAUUUAGCACCUUUAAAAAUACGGAAUUGUUCCCAGUUGAAUGUAAAGACAAACCUCCCCAAAAGACAGGACUAGGCAUUACAAUUCACCUGUGCAGUUCAGCUGCUGCUCCCAUGAGAGCAAAGGGCAUUUCUCAGUCUCUUCCUGGAACCCCUGGCACUUUGCCCCCUCCACACGGUGGCUUCAGGAAACAGUGCUGUUGAAUUCGACUUUUUAGCACAAAUGUGAUGGUGUGUGUGGUGGGACUGCUUCGAUUACUUUAAUAUCUGAGUUGUACAGUGGAUCCUUGAAUAGCUCAGGUUUGGACUGCACGGGUCCACGUAGGUGUGGAUUUUUUUCACACGAAAAGUGCUGCAGUACUGCAGGGUCCGCAGCUGGUUGAACUGCGGAUGCAGAGGCCGCCUGUAAAGUGAUUCUCAGGUGUUGAUGGCUGGGGGUUGGCGCCCCAACCCUGCAUUGUUCCGGGGUCCACUGUAAUGGAAAAGUUGCUCCACUUGGGACCCAGGAUCACAUCGUGAACCUGCUGACUUGCUCAUUGCACACAGCGAAGACGUGUGGAUGGGCAUGGGUUCAGGCUCCAGCCCCACCAUGCACAGGCCAAGCGGCAGGGCAACUCUGGCCAUCCUGGAGCCGCAGGUUUCUGUCUGAAUGGGAGGGGCCGUGGUGCCAGCAGGGGCCGGCUUCCCGGUGAGAAAACUGAGGCCGCACGGCCAAGCCGCUCAGGGGCCCUGGAACAAACGCUGCGCUGGAGUCUGCUCUGGUCCCCAGCCCUGCUGUGGUGCCAGGUUCGGAAGGAGCUGCCCGCAGGUUUGUGGGCAGCGAGAGCUUUGCCCCGGGGUCUUCAUUGGCUUCGGGCUGGCAAGCCCCCCGUCCUCUGCAUCCUCCUCAUCCUGAGGUUCAUGCAGGGACAUGCUGGGCUGCAGGAGCUGAGGGCAGAGCUGCUCUUGACUUUGAGCAAGUGGCUUCAACUGUUUGAGGCGCGAUCCUCUGUUGUGGAAUAAGGGUGACGAAGCCCUUUGCAUCCCUUGGUGACCUGGGUUCUCGCAGGCCAAGUCCUCAGGGAAUUGCACGGCAUGUUGAAAUAGGAGCAGGGAGGAUGACCGCCACGCACAGAUAAGGAACUGGGACGCAGACGGGUGAUUACCCGAGAGUCCUGGUCAUGGAGUGGGGACCUGGUCUAGGGAGGACCUGGAGGUGCACAGCUGGCACCUUGGGGAGCGGCCUGGACAGAGACCAGGGCGGGGCCUAGAGAAGCAGGGACACCAAGGGGAGCCCGAGGAGUGGCGGCAGGAAGUGCCGGAGGCGGGCGAGUCUGGAGAGCCCUGGGUGCAGUGGCCUGUGCUGUGGACUGGCCCCGGGGAGGUGGACACAAACGUGUCCAAAGGACUUUGCAGCCGGUGAGGGCGGCUUCUGGGGACGCGCGGGAGGAGUGUGAGCCAGGUGACAUUAGCAGAAACGAAAGCCCAAGCGGUGCUGCUUUGCAUGUCACAUGUCCUCUUGGCCUUUCACUGGAGCGUGUCGCUGGCUGGGUUCUUGUUCCUGGGUGAUUUGUGGUACAGAAGGAAGCCACGGUGUGGAUGAAACAGCAAAUACUGAGAAACCUGCUUGAUGGUGUUGAUGAAAACAGGAAUGUCCGAAGGUGACAGUGUGGGAGAUUCUGUCCAUGGGAAACCUUCCGUGGUGUACAGGUUUUUCACAAGACUUGGACAGAUCUACCAGUCCUGGCUGGACAAGUCCACACCGUACACGGCCGUGCGCUGGGUGGUGACGCUUGGCCUGAGCUUCGUCUACAUGAUCCGCGUUUACCUGCUGCAGGGUUGGUACAUCGUGACCUACGCCUUGGGAAUCUACCAUCUAAAUCUCUUCAUAGCUUUUCUUUCUCCAAAAGUGGAUCCUUCCUUAAUGGAAGAUUCAGAUGAUGGCCCCUCGCUACCGACCAAGCAGAAUGAGGAGUUCCGGCCCUUCAUCCGAAGGCUCCCGGAGUUUAAGUUUUGGCACGCGGCGACCAAGGGCAUCCUGGUGGCCAUGGUCUGCACCUUCUUCGAGGCGUUCAACGUCCCGGUGUUCUGGCCCAUCCUGGUGAUGUACUUCAUCAUGCUUUUCUGUAUUACAAUGAAGAGGCAAAUAAAGCACAUGAUCAAGUACCGGUACAUCCCAUUCACGCACGGCAAGAGGACGUACAAGGGGAAGGAGGACGCAGGCAAGACGUUCGCCAGCUAGACGCGGCCGCCCCCGCGGGCCCCGCUGUGACGCCUUCCCUUCUCACAUAAAGUAGUUGAUUACAAGGGAGUUAUUUUCUUUUUAAAAAGGAGCUUCAAUUAUUUGUAACUGAAAUGUCAGGUUCUUGAAGAAACUGGCAUUUAAACCAAAUCGCAUUGAUUUAUUUUCCAGUGCCGGUCAGGCGUUCAGACGCUGGACUUGUAGUAGAGCGCAGGCCGGGCGGACAGCUGGGUGGGCUUGGGGAGGGCGGGCGGGCCGGCGGCAGGGCCAGGCCCGCGGGAGGAACCAGGACGCCCAGCUGCUGCCUCCAAGGACGCUCGCCGCGGCCCCGACGCCACGUGGAGGACGCCCGCCCGUCCUGUGCGGAGGAGCUUCCCCAGCAGCCCUGGGUUCUAACGCCAGUUUCCCGACGUCGUCUCGCUCGAGAUGGGUCGAGUUGGCCUCUUAUCAUAAUGACUCAAAAAACUUUGUUCCUGACCACCAUGAUUGCUUUUGAGGGCCUGGAAUUAUAAAUAUAUAUUUUAAUUGUU
This is a messenger RNA of Hippopotamus amphibius kiboko, 4213 nucleotides long. RefSeq names its product retention in endoplasmic reticulum sorting receptor 1 (gene RER1). Gene Ontology annotation, cellular component: Golgi membrane. NCBI's taxonomy places the organism in Eukaryota, Metazoa, Chordata, Mammalia, Artiodactyla, Hippopotamidae. Gene Ontology annotation, biological process: retrograde vesicle-mediated transport, Golgi to endoplasmic reticulum; protein retention in ER lumen. The coding region runs from base 3072 to 3683 and encodes 203 amino acids. The record is from RefSeq and is a predicted model, not a curated record. The transcript is spliced from 7 exons.